Gasterosteus aculeatus aculeatus (three-spined stickleback) is the source of this 7653-nucleotide messenger RNA. It is a transcript of the gene znf292a, whose product is annotated as zinc finger protein 292a. NCBI's taxonomy places the organism in Eukaryota, Metazoa, Chordata, Actinopteri, Perciformes, Gasterosteidae. The record is from RefSeq and is a predicted model, not a curated record. Gene Ontology annotation, cellular component: nucleus. Gene Ontology annotation, biological process: regulation of transcription by RNA polymerase II. Gene Ontology annotation, molecular function: DNA binding; DNA-binding transcription factor activity, RNA polymerase II-specific.
UGUGUGCUCUCCCUUCCCCCCAUUCUGCGUGCGCGUGCGUGUGCGAGUCCGGGCAGCGUAACAUCUGUGCGUACGCGGUCGUGAUUGUUGUGAAGAUGGCGGAGGGGGAGACAGAGAAGGAAUAUGACACACGGAGAGCUCUGGAGGAGCUGCGAGAGCGCUUCCAGGGUCUGACCGCCGCGCUGAAGGAGGGCUCGCGCUCCCCGCUGGAGGCCUCGCUGCGGUUCUGCCAGGAGUUCUGCCAGGUACUUGUGGAAAAUGCCGGUCGUUGGAAAACGGAUGAGGAUCCACUGCCUUUACUGGAGGUCUACACAGUGGCCAUCCUCAGCUUUGCUAAGGCCGCUUCCUGUCUCUCCUCCGAAUGUGAAAACGUGCCACUCCUACUUGAAAAGUUAGCAUUGAGCUGUGCAGAGCUGGUGCUCUUAAUGCCCCAGCAUGUCCCUGGUGCCUUAUGGGAGGAGUUUCAGUCCUCCAUGAAGUUGGCACACUGCCUCUUGCAAGAAAGUGGGAGCACACAGCUCUGUCUGCUAUCAAUUCUGGCUCAACAGGAUGGCGUCUGGUCCAACAACACACUGAGCAGCAUCCUGGCCAAUAAAAUCCCUCAAACUGAGCAAGUUCACGAGUAUCUUGAAUUGGAAGGUGCUACACUCUUGAACAUGAGAAUAAAGCAUCUAAUCAAAGUGGAGAGUGUUGAUAAAGCUGCUGUACUGGCAAAAAUGUGCUCAGAGUACCCGGGAUAUGAAGGAAAAGGAAACUUCAAGCAAACCUACCUGCUUUGCAUCUGCAUGACAAAAAGUCAGGAGCAACUAAUGGAAGAGAUUGCAUCAAUAGACUGUAAAGAUGCUCUUGAAAUGAUCUGUAACUUGGAGUCAGAGGGAGACGAGAAAGGAGCUCUCUGCUUAUGUUCUGCUUUCCUCAAGCGACAGCUACUUCAAGGAGAUGUUUAUUGUGCCUGGGAACUCACCCUGUUUUGGAGUAAGCUACUAAUGCGUCUAGAGUCGUCAUCUGAUGCGUUCCUGGGACACAGCAAAGCGAUGGCUCUUCUAUGUAGAAGCGUCUGUCAUAUUCUGUUCCUGAUUAAAGUAAUCCAAAACGAGGUUGGAGAGGUGGGUCUUCCAGUGUGCGUGGAAAUGUGCAUACAAGCUCUGAAAAUGACAUCCAGUGACCACAAAGAUAGCAAGUCCACCAUGUGCAAGACCAUUUCCUGCCUCUUGCCGACCGACCUAGAGGUUAAGCGCGCAUGCCAGUUGACCGAGUUUCUCCUCCAGCCCACCGUUGACUCGUACUAUGCUGUGGAGUCACUGUACAAUGAACCCGACCAGAAGCCGGAGGAGGACGAGAGUCUUCCAGUGCCCAAUUCGUUACGUUGCGAGUUACUGCUGGCUUUCAAGACACAAUGGCCUUUUGAUCCGGAGUUCUGGGACUGGAAAACACUGAAACGCAACUGCUUGGCGCUGAUGGGAGAGGAGGCAGCUAUUGUGUCAUCUAUUGACACACUCAACGACACGGAUGAACAGGAGGUGGAAAGUGCACUCGGCAAACUUCCUGAAUACAGAGACUUGGAGGACUUCCUGCUCACCACCACAAACGAACUCAAUGAAAUCACGGACGAAAGAGAAAAAAACCGAGAAGCUAAAAAACUCCGGGAGCAGGGUUUUGUGUCUGCCCGGUUCCGAAAUUGGCGAGCCUACAUGCAGUAUUGUGUUUUGUGUGACAAGGAGUUCUUGGGUCACAGAAUAGUUCGACAUGCGCAGAAGCACUUCAAAGACGGAGUGUAUCUUUGUCCAAUAUGUGCUGACAGUUUUGAAACCAGGGAGAUUUUAGAGCCACAUGUAGCAUCACAUGUAAAGCAAUCUUGCAAAGAGAGACUAGCUGCAAUGAAAGCUGCUAGGAAGGUAACCAAACCACCUCAGUCCCCUAAAAGUCCAUCAAAAAUGACAAAGGUUGCUGCCAAGAUGAGCAUUAGUCCUGUUAAAAUCGAAUCUCACACUGGCAACCAAUUGGCGCCUGCUGUUAAGAUAGAACAAACCACAUCUGACACAAAUAUAAGUCAAGACUGCUUCUGUCCUGUCAGAAAUUGUUCCAAGGCUUUCAAGUUUUUCCGCAACCUCAUGGCUCACGUCAGAUCUCACAAGGACGACGAAGAGGCCAUGAGGUUUUUAGAAAUACAAAAACAGAAAGUGGUGUGCCAGUAUUGCAGACGGCAAUUUGUAAAUGUCAGACAUCUUAAUGACCAUUUGCAGAUGCACUGUGGCAGCAAGCCAUACAUCUGCAUACAGUUGGAUUGCAAGGCCAACUUUAACUCCAAUUCCGAGCUUCUAAUGCAUAGAAAAACCCAUCCGGAAUUCAAGGCCCAGUGCAUGUUCCCAAACUGCGGCCAAGUUUUCGGUGAGGCCUACUUGUUGUAUGAUCACGAGGCUCAGCAUUACCUUACCUACACCUGCCAAACAGAAAACUGUGGCAAAAUAUUCUACUCACAGUCUCAAUUCUUGUCUCACCAAGAGAAUCAUAGCAUGAACGCUGCAGGUAACAGUUUGUCGUUCACACAUCAAAACCCUCCCGAUGCUUCAAAAGUGGAACCACCGCCCGAGAGCGCCCCUCCCCCAAGCGUCGAAAACACCUGUUCUGCAGUUGUGUGCAUUGAAGGGAUUAAUACAGGUGUAUACACGAUGGAGGCAUCGAGUUCAAGCUCGCCGCCAUGUCAAUUACCUGACCUUGCUAUAGAACCUAUUCCUGUGAGAGUAAAACACUCGAUUGAAAGCAUGCUGAAUUGUGCGGCUGGUGCUGAACUCAUAGAACCAGAGAAAUGCUACACUCCGCUAACAAACCCCACUCCAGCACCUUCUGACGUGAAAUCCACACCGGAGGUUCCUCAUGCGCAACAAAAGGUCGCCGGGCAUGCUGGGAUCCCUCCAGUAAAUCCUGUACCGAGUGCAACAGACCCUGGAGCGAGUCAACAGGUAGAGGCGCUCAUUCAUUUACCAGGCAAUCAACUCCCAAAAGUGAUUCCACAAAUAAUUUCUCCAAGUCAAAUCAAAACCGAAAUUCCUUGUUUACUGCAAGGAUAUCCUUCCAGCUCGCCGGCUGCAACUGUUAGCAAUGAGGAGAACCUGCAUUGCUGCCCAUUUAAUGACUGCACAAGGGCAUACAGCACAAACAAAAGUCUCUCCAGGCACGUGAAAAAGCAACACCCUGAAAUAUUUGAAGAUUGGAAAUUGGCAAAGAAAUAUAACAAAGUGGCCAAAAUUACAGCAAAAAAGGCCCCAAGUGGGCCCACUUCACCUACUCAGCCUCAGAACCAGGGGGUCAGGCCGCCAAAUCAGCCAGGAAUACUAUGCAACAAACCUGCAAUGCAGCAAAUGGAUUACUCAACAGGAUCUUCAACCUCACCUGCCCAGUGUUAUCCCGGAUCAAUGGAGCCUGUGCCCAUCACUCCAAUGGUGAAUCCCACGCUGUACCCAUCAUGGGGAAACCAAAAUACUCCCAGCGAAAUAGUGCACUCAGACAUGGCACAGUCAUGGUCUUCACCUGUGAUCAAUAACUGCUAUCCCGAUGCCUUCAACUCGAACGAGUACCCCACGCGAGGCUACCCUCAAUGGCAGGUGGACCCUUACCAAGCCACGGCAUCUCUCCCUUCCAACAGAGACCACUCCGUGGCAGCCAUGCACGGCCCCUCAAUGUCACACGGUCCUUCUGUUUCAAGUUUGAUGUCUCAGUAUGUGUCCAGUUCUCUGAUGCUCGACAAUGGAGGGCAAAUACAUAACGGAGGGCAUCAGUACGGACUAAUGCAUCCAGAGGGCAGUGGGGACAGCAAUGACGUAGGGCAGAGCAGUGGAAGUAUGACGAGCCAGUUAGAUAAUGGAAACAGUAUCUCAACAUUUGAUAGCCUCCCCGAAGGAAGUUACAACACUCCGUAUGCCCAGAGUGAAAACUCUUGUCUUACUCAAGACUCGUCUGUUGAUAUACCCCUGAAAUCUCAGAGCCCAGAGGCCCAAGUCGCAUUGAAAGUUACACAAGAAAUAAUCAAAACAGAGAAUGUGUCCACUCCUUGUUAUGAUCAUAUGGAUAACUCUGUGGAUGGUAUGUUAAGUCCAAACAGUGUCAUUCACACAGAUUUCCCUUACGAAGAGGACUGUCCCAGUGCCGACUGUGAGGCCACCCCCACCGAUGAGAAGGCCGCUGAUCCCGACAUUCAGAAAGGAAAGCGCGGCCGGUUGAGCAAGAGAACCAAAUGGCCAGCCAUCAUUAAGGACGGCAAAGUCAUCUGCAGGCGAUGCUUCAGAGAGUUCACAAGCACCAAGUCUCUCGGAGGUCACCUAUCCAAACGCUCACAGUGCAGACCUGUAGAUGAAAUUGACCUAACUGCGGACCUGCCAAUGUCAUUUCUUGAUUUUCUCAAUGACCCCACUGUCCCUGAUACUAACGCUGCAGUAUUCAACGCGCCAAACGGGGAUUUCUCACAGGAAUCUUGUAGCCUCACCACUUUGACUUCGCCCAUGGUGUUGAAACAGGAGCCCCAAAAUACAAAUAUAAUGGACUCUUCAAACGCUGCAUGUGGUUCCCCCGAAAACCAGCAACAGAAGGCCGGAGAGUCGGCUCAGGAGGACCACUUGAUGGAAAUUUCACAUGCCUUUCAAAGGCUAGAUUUGAUUGAAGCUGCACAGGUGAAGAUGCGGAGUGCUCUGUUGUUGGAGCAAAAUGUCAGUCAUUGUGAUAAAGCACAUGACAUUGAAAAAAGUAAGGUAGUGAGUAAAAAUGAAGACAAACCCUCUGAGAAGUUCCCAAAACCUUUUAAAUGUGACCAAGAUGACUGCGAGUACUCGUUCAUGACCAAGGAAGCGUUAUUCAAACACUUGAGUAAAAUGCACGAUUACUCAACUUUAAUGAUAGAAGAGCUGAAAAAGACACCAUCCAAACUCUCUCCAUAUCCUUGCCAGAUUUGCCCCAAAACAUUCACGAGAACGACAGGUUUGAGAAUUCACUACGAGAAAGUCCACCGGUUGUCAAAGGCAGACAUCCAGAGGCUAAAGAUCAGCGCUCGAAACAGGCGUGCAUUUAGACUGAACAAGGACGACGUGUUAAUUAGCCGCGUGGCCACCGACGCCAACUCCAGUCACACAGCACAGCAAGUGUUACCUGCCAUCAAACAAGAACCACUUGACAUUGCAAUCGCACCUCAAGCGGACAAUGAGAACAAUCCACAAGUUCCUCAAGUCACUUCACCCGGACACGGAGUUAAAGAUGGCUCCAUGCCCGAUGUAUCAAUUGUUGCACACCUACCACCACCUGAAAACUAUGUGACUGAGCCUUUGUUCUGUGAGGUGGAACCGUCAGUUCACAAAAAAGCCCCAGAGCAACCUGAAGGUGCUGAUUUAAACACAACGAGUCCAAAUGUGAAGCAGAAAUCCAGCGUACAAGAGAAACUCAGUCCGGUUGGCAAAACAAAGAAGCAGCACGGACAAUCGGACGCUUCCUUUAGCAGAGUCAAUGAGCCAAUGUGCAGCCCCUCUUCUGCAUCGUCUUCCUCCUCCCCAGAGAAACCCGGCAGCUCCAAAAACGAACCGCAGAGGAAAGAAAAGGCGCAGAAUAGGUUGAGCCUGAAAAUGUGCGAAACCGACAACGCCUACAGUCCGUAUAGACCGUACCGCUGUGUUCACGAAGGAUGCACGGCUGCAUUCACCAUCCAGCAAAAUCUGAUUCUGCAUUACAGGGCCAUGCAUCAGUCAUCCCUGCCCACGUCUGGGUCGGGCAAUCCCGAAGAAGACGGCGAAAAGUCCGGUAUGGAAAACGGACGGGAGAGCCCUCAAAGUCUGGACACAGAAGACGAAGUCAGGUGUCAAGUGAAGAACUGUUCGAGGGUGUUCAUGGGAAUCACGAGGUUAGUGCAGCAUUACCUCCUGCUGCACAAGUUCAGUCGUGACAAAGCCACCGCCAUGAUGGCCAGCAUGACCAUCGGGACUUUCAACUGUGACCGGCCGGAGUGCGCCCUUCCCUUCAACUCCGUGGAGAAGUACAUUGAGCACAUUAAGAACUACCACAAGGAGAUCGCCAUCUCCGAGAGCGGCUCAGUCGACCAAACGUUCCGGUGCGAGUACGAGGAAUGCGACCGCGUCUACACUACCAAGUCGAACCUCCUGCGUCACCUGAUUAAAAAGCACGAAUACGUUUAUGAUCCCAAAGCAAGUGACGGGAGACGGACGAAAUCGAUGGGCCUAUUCCCGGGGGCUAACGGCAAAGAGAACGUGGAAAGCAAAUUCAAAGUAAAGAAGAAAAACACUAAAAAGAAAGACGGGAAGUCCAUCGAACACUGGACUAGUUUUGGAAAGCCGACGCUAAAAUCCCACGAUGAGGCCUCAGCCAUGUGCACCAAGAAGUCUGCACUGCAGUACCCGUGCAUGAUAAUAGGCUGCGACGCAGUGGAGCGGGCUGAGAGAAGUAUAUUCAAGCAUUACACAACUCACGGUCUCACGGAACGCUACAUUGAGGACCACCGGAGCCAGUUCAUUUUCUGCAAAAAGUACUCGCGCUCCAGAUUCAAAGACUCGAGCAAAUCCGAGGGCGCAUUAAGCUCUUCUUCCGAGGAGACGGAGCCGGACGACGGCGAGCAGCCCGCUGACCAGACAUCGGAUGAGCAGGGGGAUCGAACGGGCCACGACGACGGCAAGCUGUCCAACGACGAGAGCGCAGAAUCGCAACCUUCCCCCGGGGCCGAAGGAGGGACGAAACGAGGGCGCCCCAGGAAGCCUCCUCAUCCCACACCCGCUUGUCCUGAGAGGAUGCAGACCCUUAGGACCCGUUCGACUGUUAACAGUUCAAGAGAGAACUCAAAUCCUGGUACCCCUACGGCCCAAGAGCAACGUGACGAGGGGGUCACAUCGGGGUCUUUCAAGCCUUUGGGUCUCGAGGACUCUUUCCUUAAGUUCUUGGAAACCUCAGAGUCAACCCAUUCUUCCAAACGCAAACUAAGUGACAAAUCUGGUGCUGAACUGCCGUCCAAAAGACAACAAACUCACAAACAGAAAUCUGCGGUGAAGAGUAAAGCGGCAGGGUGCGGAAACCUAGUAGACUUCAGAAAUCCCCUCAAUCUCAAAUCAGUGAGCAAUGUCAAGAUUGUGGUCGAUAAAACAUUUUCAGAAGGUGCUGAUCUUUUGCUAAAACAGCUUCAAGACAUGAAGCCCAUGGUCAUGAUAAAAAAGUGGCUUUAUAGCGGAUCAUAGCGAUGUGUUGUUUUCAACCCGAUCUCACUCAGGAUUUGAGAGGUUAUGCUGCAGAAUGGUUUCUUAAUGCAUCAGAGUUCCAACUGGUAAAACUAAUGGUCGCAGUUAAUGAUAAAAUGGCCUAUUUUGUACUUACUGAAAUAACGUCUUGGAUGAUUUUAAGUAUGUAUGUUAGUUAUAAUAACCAGGUAAUCUAUAGGGCAUAGAUUUUAGAAACAUGUUUGUAUUUAUGCUUAGUACUGAAGAUGUUCUUUUUUUUCUUUUGCUAAAUGGAGACUUUUAAAGAAAAACAAUGUUUUUAUAUAUCCCUAUGGGAUUUCAAAUUAUGUUUGUAUUUAUUUCAUCCUUUUCAACACUAGUAGACCUAUCUGUAAUAUUUACAUGUCUUCCACAAAGUGUUCAAUAAAAUGUUACUGUUUCUUUUUAUAAAAUAUUG